This is a messenger RNA of Nematocida major, 345 nucleotides long. RefSeq lists its product as uncharacterized. The transcript has a single exon. The record is from RefSeq and is a predicted model, not a curated record. Bases 1 to 345 code for a protein of 114 amino acids. Lineage: Eukaryota; Fungi; Microsporidia.
AUGAAAAGAGUUUGCGUGCUCUCAGAAAAGAGCGAGUUGGGGGUUUUCCAGCGGGGAAGCGACGGAUAUCUGCUUAUGCCCGUCUGCGUGCACGGGUAUACAGUACUGGAAGAUGAGAAAGUGAGUGCGCUCGUUUUGGGGGUGAGCAUCCGCACGGAGUCUGAGCUGAAGGAGGUUUUAUGCGGGUUCCUGGGGUAUGAGAGCGUGCGGGAGGGCCUGCAGUGCACCUACGCAGAGAGCAAUGAGAACGUGGAGGGCAUUCUGCGCAUGUACGAAAAGACUCGAAGCAUGCCCGCGGAGAGCGACUGGGCGUGCAUCAUGAAGUACAUCGCGCAUGCAGAGUAA